Molecule: messenger RNA, 3830 nt
Organism: Morone saxatilis (striped sea-bass)
Lineage: Eukaryota; Metazoa; Chordata; Actinopteri; Moronidae
Gene: ptk7b
Product: protein tyrosine kinase 7b
Exons: 21
Coding region: 189-3428 (1079 amino acids)
Biological process (GO): homophilic cell-cell adhesion; synapse organization; protein phosphorylation
Cellular component (GO): axon; plasma membrane; neuronal cell body
Molecular function (GO): ATP binding; protein kinase activity; axon guidance receptor activity
Source: RefSeq, a predicted model, not a curated record
AAACUUUCCGCGGGGCUUUCUCCUCAGUCUGAACUCGUUAAGUCGUUUAGUCUGGCCGGCCUGCGAAAACCCGAAGCGUCGGUCUCCUCCACACAUGUCUUCUCGCUCCUGCUAGAAAAAAAAAACAAAACAACAAACCAGCCGCCGGAGAACAGAGCACCGGGGAGCCGCCGAGCACCAGGACGGUCAUGGAUCUACCCGGAGAGAGCGAGAGCCGGCGCAGGGAAGGCAGGAGGACCCCCGCGGUGACUAACAGGAGAAACCGACCGGCGGACACGAUGUACGCCGUCGGUAUUAUCUGCCUCCAAGUUCUGGCCAUCCACGCUGCUACCAUCCAGUUCACCAAGGAGCCCAAGUCCCAGGAUGCCUUGCAUGGCCGCAGCGCCAUGCUACGCUGCGAGGUCAGCGAUCCGGCUGACAUCACAUACGGCUGGCACCACAACGGCCAGCCCUUGCAAAACAGCGAGAGGCGCUUCAUGGAGGGCAGCAACCUCAAGUUCACCGCUGUGGAUCGCCGGCUGGACGCAGGGAGCUUCGAGUGCAUCGCACAGAAUGAGGCCACGGGAGAGCUGCUCCACUCCACCAAUGCCUCCUUCAAUAUCAAGUGGUUAGAAAGUGGUGGUGUGACAUUGAAGGAGCCCGCCUCAGAAGGGGAGAUUGAGAGCUCUGCGCCAGUGACGUUGCGCUGUCACAUUGAUGGACACCCACGGCCGACGUGCCAGUGGUUCAAGGACGGGGUGAAGCUGACAGAGAAGAGCCAUCAGAUCAACAACAAAGAGAGGACGCUCACCUUUAAGAGUGCUAGCCCGGACGACAACGGCCUGUACUACUGCUGUGCCAAGAAUGCAGCCGGGCACGUCUGCAGCAACAGCAACUUCACUCUCAACAUAAUAGAUAAGAGUUUUCCACGGCCGGUGGUCACUCCACAGGACCAGGUGGUGUUGAGGAACGAGGAGGCGGUACUCCAUUGCCAGUUUACCGCCGUGCCGGAACCCACGUUGGAGUGGUACCACGAAAAUGAGCUGCUGUCAAACAAGUCUCGUCUGUUCCUGUUCCCCAACGGCACACUGCAGAUCACCCAGGUCAAGCUCAGGAGCACGGGGACCUACAAGUGUGUGGGCCGUGGCCUCAGUGGGUCCCAUGUUACACUGGAAGCCUCCCUCCUCAUAGCAGAGAUAGAGGAAAUGUCGCCUAAGAUGUCGAAGGUUUUCACAGCGGACACCCUGCAGCGGGUACCCUGUCGUCCCCCGCGCGGCAAACCUGAGCCCGAGGUCUGGUGGGAGAGAGAAGGUCAGCGGAUGCCCACAGAGGGCAGAGUUUACCAGGAUGGCCUGGAUCUGGUCUUCAGUCCCACAGAGGAGGGAGAUUCAGGCGCCUUCACCUGCGUGGCCCAGAACAAGGCAGGACGUAGGACGCAGGAAGUCACCUUCAUCGUGGCCACUGCCCCAGUGUGGGUGACGAGGCCUCAGGACAGCCAGUUAGAGGAAGGUAAACCAGGUUACCUUCACUGUCACGCUCAGGCCAACCCUGAACCUGAGGUCACAUGGCUCCGCAACAACAUCAGAAUCACACAGGAGGACUCUCGUUUUAAGCUGUUCCGUAACGGCACCCUCAGGAUCAACAAUGUGGAGGUGUACGACGGACAGAUGUAUGGCUGUGAAACUAAGACUGUAGGCGGCCGACUGUCUGGACAAGCUAGAGUUAUUGUGCUCGAGAAGCUGAAGUUCACCCCGACCCCCCAGCCUUCUCAGUGCCUGGAGCUGGAUAAUGAGAUCAUCAUCCAGUGCUCCGCUAAAGGCAGAGAGCCCCCCACCAUCCACUGGACCAAAGCAGACGGAGGAGAGCUGCCACCUCGCAUAGAGCAGAGGAACGGCCAUCUCCACUUCACCAAAGUCACCCGCAGCGACGCCGGCAACUACACGUGCAUCGCCUCCAACAGCCUCCAGGGGGAGAUUAGAGCCCUGGUGACCCUCACUGUGGCCGUGUACAUUCGCUUUAAGGUGGAGCCAGAGAAUACGACGGUGUACCAGGGUCACACAGCCAUCCUGCACUGUCAGGCCACCGGUGACCCCGAGCCCCACAUCCACUGGAUGGUCAAAGACAAGACUCUGGACAUCAGUAAGAACAGAAGGUUCCAGAAGCUCCCCAAUGGCUCCUUGGUGAUUACAGAUGUCACUACAGACGACACUGGCAGAUACACAUGCGUGGCUGGAAACAGCUGCAGUAUUAAAGACCGUGUGGCUCAGCUGUAUGUAGUGGACAAACCAGUGCACUCUAUCGAUGAAGAUGGGGACAGGGCUCCUUACAAGAUGAUCCAAACCAUCGGUCUGUCAGUGGGAGCAGCUGUGGCGUACAUCAUUGUAGUGCUGGGACUCAUGUUCUACUGCAAAAAGAGACGCAACGCAAAACGACUGCAGAAAGGCCAGGAUGGAGAGGAGCCUGAGAUGGAGUGUCUCAAUGGUGGAGCCGUUCAACAAAAUGGCCACACCACCACUGAGAUCCAGGAAGAGGUGGCACUCACCAACAUGGGUACCAUGGCAACAACCGAGAAACGCCACAGCCACGUCAACAAUGACAAGCUCCACUUCCCUCGGGCAAACCUGCAAACCAUCACUACUUUAGGUAAAGGGGAGUUCGGUGAGGUGCUGCUAUGCAAAGCUAAGGGUAUCGAGGAGAGCGAGGAGGAGACGGUGGUGUUGGUGAAGAGCCUGCAGACCCGAGAUGAGCAGCUCCAGCUCGACUUCCGCCGCGAAGCUGAAAUGUUCGCCAAGCUCAGCCACCCCAACGUGGUCCGCCUGUUGGGCCUGUGUAGGGAGGCAGAGCCGCACUACAUGAUCCUGGAGUACUAUGACCUGGGGGACCUAAAGCAGUUCCUGAGAAUUUCCAAAAGCAAAGAUGACAAGGUCAAAUCUCAGCCUAUCAGCACCAAGACCAAAGUUUCCAUCUGUGCCCAGGUGGCUCAUGGGAUGGAGCAUCUGUCCAAUCACCGUUUCGUUCACAAAGACCUAGCUGCCCGAAACUGCCUGAUCAACAGUCAGAGGCGCGUGAAAGUGUCAUCGCUCAGCCUCAGCAAGGACGUCUACAACAGUGAGUACUACCACUACAGACAGGCAUGGAUCCCACUGCGCUGGCUCCCAUCAGAGUCCGUGUUUGAGGACGACUUCUCCACCAAGUCUGACGUGUGGGCCUUCGGAGUAUUGAUGUGGGAAGUGUUCAGUCACGGGGAAUUGCCAUAUACCAAGCUCAGCGAUGAUGAGACGCUGGAAGGUCUGCAGACAGGGAAGCUGAAGCUGCCCGUUCCAGAGGGAUGCCCCUCCAAAAUCUACAAGCUUAUGGCCCGCUGCUGGGCGCUAAGCCUCAAGGAGCGCCCCUCCUUCACGGAAAUUGUGCACGCCCUGGGAGAGGUGCCCUCUGACAGCAAAGUCUGAGACGACCCUAACCCCACAUCAGAGGGGAACUUUGACCAACCCCCUUCCUCCAAAAUAAAGACAGGAAUGCUGGAUUAUUAGUCUCACACAUUUCAGGGAAGAGGGUUGAGGAGAAAACACUACACUAAACUAAACACUUUAUAUGCAUUUCAAACAGUGGGUGUGUGGAUAAGACUUUGCUAUAUCAGUGGAAACGCACUCACGUUUGUGUAAAAGGCUUCAUUGUGAGCAGUGCCAGGAGUUUACGUUUGCCUUAACCGCAGCAUGGAUGACCCUCCCGAUGAGUCCCAGUCUGUGGUUCCACUGUGACCCUGCCUGCCUGUCUGCGGCCGCUCUGUCCCAGAGACACUUUGAAUCACGGAGCCUCACGACCUCAGUGCCUCUACCCCUCCAUACACACAC